CUCCUGUUUGCUGCUCCUCUCUCGCUCUCUCUGACACAAACUCUGUGUCUCCCUGACCAUCUCUCCUCACCGCUAUGGCCGGAGUCAAGAAGCUCCCAUUGCAGACCAGCAACAACGCCAAUGUUCCAAGCUCGCGUUCCCUGGCACCCUCUGGCAAGACCAUCGAAGAAACCUACCAGAAGAAGACUCAGCUUGAACACAUCCUUCUCCGACCUGACACCUACGUUGGAUCGAUCGAGAAGCACACUCAGACUCUCUGGGUCUACGAGGGCGGGGAAAUGGUCCACCGUCCCGUCACCUUCGUCCCUGGCCUCUACAAGAUAUUCGAUGAGAUCCUCGUCAAUGCGGCCGACAACAAGCAGCGUGACCCAUCCAUGGAUUCCGUCAAGGUCGAUAUAGAUGUUGAGCAGAACUGCAUCAGUGUGUAUAACAAUGGCGAUGGGGUUCCCAUCGAGAUCCAUCAGGAGGAAGGGGUUUAUGUGCCUGAAUUGAUCUUCGGGCAUCUUUUGACUAGCAGUAAUUACGAUGAUGCACAGAAGAAGACGACUGGUGGGAGGAAUGGAUAUGGGGCGAAGCUCACCAACAUCUUUUCUACUGAAUUUGUUAUCCAGACUGCCGAUGGUAGGAGGCAGAAGAAGUAUAAACAGGUAUUUUCAAACAAUAUGGGGAAGAAAUCGGAGCCUGCCAUAAAUAAGUGCAAGGAAGGAGAGAACUGGACUAGGGUUUCAUUCAAGCCUGACUUGGCUAAAUUCAACAUGACUCACCUUGAGGAUGAUGUUGUUGCCUUAAUGAAAAAGAGGGUGAUUGAUAUAGCUGGAUGCCUAGGUAAGACAGUCAAGGUUGAGUUGAAUGGGCAGCGGGUGCCUGUAAAGUCAUUCGUUGAUUAUAUCAAUCUCUACCUUCAAUCUGCCUCCAAAAACAGGCCGGAUCCCCUCCCAAGAAUGGGGGAGAAAGUUAAUGAGAGGUGGGAAAUAUGCGUGAGUCUAAGUGAAGGGCAGUUUCAACAGGUCAGCUUUGUGAAUGGGAUUGCCACCAUCAAAGGUGGAACUCAUGUUGACUAUGUUACUAACCAGAUCACAAACCAUGUGAUGAGCAUAGUAAACAAAAAGAACAAGAAUGCCAACCUUAAGGCUCAUGUAGCGAAGAACCAUAUAUGGGUCUUUGUCAAUUGUCUCGUUGACAACCCCGCCUUUGAUUCUCAGACCAAAGAGACCUUGACUACUAAGCAAAGCAGUUUUGGAUCGAAAUGUGAACUCUCGCAGGAGUUCUUGAAAAAAGUGGCUAAGUCUGGAGUGGUGGAAAGUCUGCUUUCUUGGGCAGAUUUCAAGCAGAGCAAAGAUCUUAAAAAAACUGAUGGAGCAAAGAGACAAAGAAUUACAGGUAUUACCAAGCUUGAGGAUGCUAAUGAUGCUGGAGGGAAGAACUCCGAAAAAUGUACGUUGAUCCUGACAGAAGGAGAUUCGGCUAAGGCUCUUGCAAUGGCAGGCAUAUCUGUUGUAGGCCGCAACAACUAUGGAGUGUUCCCAUUGAGGGGUAAGCUACUCAAUGUGAGGGAAGCAAAUCACAAACAGAUCAUGGAUAAUGCCGAAAUCCAGAACAUCAAGAAGAUUCUUGGUUUGCAGCAAGGAAAGGAGUAUGACACUGUCAAAACACUGAGAUAUGGCCAUUUAAUGAUAAUGACUGAUCAGGAUCAUGAUGGGUCUCAUAUCAAGGGAUUACUGAUUAAUUUUAUCCAUUCAUUCUGGCCCUCUCUGCUUAAAAUUCCAUCCUUUUUGGUGGAGUUUAUAACACCCAUUGUGAAGGCAACUCACAAAAAUGGAAAGGUCUUAUCUUUCUAUUCAAUGCCUGAGUAUGAAUCAUGGAAGGAAAGUUUGGAGGAAAAAUCCAGUGGCUGGUCUAUCAAGUACUAUAAGGGGUUGGGUACUAGCACAUCAAAAGAAGGCAAGGAGUAUUUCAAAGAUCUUCACAAGAACAAGAAAGAUUUUUUGUGGGUAGAUGAGCAAGACGGAGAAGCCAUUGAGCUUGCAUUCAGCAAGAAGAAGAUUGAAGCAAGGAAGAACUGGCUCAGGCAAUUUGAGCCUGGUACUUAUCUUGAUCAGAAGGAGAAGCUCAUAAAGUACAGUGACUUUGUCAACAAAGAGCUGAUACUAUUUUCCAUGGCUGAUCUGCAAAGAUCAAUCCCGUCUAUGGUGGAUGGUCUGAAACCAGGCCAACGAAAGAUUCUGUUCUGCUCUUUCAAGAGGGGUUUUGUGAAAGAAGCAAAGGUUGCCCAGUUUUCGGGUUAUGUAUCUGAGCAUUCAGCUUACCACCAUGGUGAGGCGAGUCUCCAAAGCACAAUAAUUGGAAUGGCACAGGAUUAUAUUGGAAGCAAUAACAUAAAUCUUAUGAAACCAAAUGGCCAAUUUGGCACCAGGCACCAGGGAGGCAAAGAUCAUGCGAGUGCAAGGUACGUUUACACUUGUCUAUCUCCUAUCACACGGUUCUUGUUCCCCAAGGAAGAUGAUAUCCUACUUGACUAUUUGAAUGAAGAUGGACAGUCUAUUGAACCCACUUGGUACAUGCCAAUUGUCCCUACGGUUCUAAUCAAUGGAAGUGAAGGAAUUGGGACAGGGUGGAGCUCUUACAUUCCCAAUUACAAUCCAAGAGAUAUUAUUGCAAAUAUCAGGCACUUGUUGAAUGAUGAACCUAUGGAACCCAUGGAUCCAUGGUACAAGGGAUUCAAGGGGUCAAUUGAGAAAACAGCAACAAAGGAAACGGGGGUGAGCUACACUGUCAGUGGGAUCAUAGAGGAAAUCAAUGAGACAACAAUCAGAAUCACAGAACUACCCAUCCGGAGGUGGACCCAGGAUUAUAAGGAGUUCUUGGAGUCUAUAAUGACAGGAAAUGACAAAAUCAAGGACACAUUCAUCAAGGAUUAUAAGGAGCACAAUGAUGACACAACUGUUGAUUUUGAAGUCAUCAUGUCUGAGGAAAACCUGAUGGCAGCCAAGCAAGAGGGCCUGUUGAAAAAGUUUAAACUUACUACUACAAUCAGCACAAGCAACAUGCACCUUUUUGAUGCAAAAGGUGUAAUUAAGAAAUAUGACACCCCAGAGCAAAUUCUUGAGGAAUUCUUUCAUUUAAGGAUUGAAAUCUAUGAAAAAAGAAAGAAAGUACUGUUGGAAAAUUUAGAAAUGGAGCUGUUGAAAUUGGCCAACAAGGUCAGGUUCAUACUUGGGGUUGUGAAUGGGGAGAUUAUUGUUAGCAACAGGAAGAGAAUUGAUUUGUUCCAGGAGCUGCACAAGAAAGGUUUUACUCCAUUCCCAAAGAAAGGCAAGACUAAUGAAGUAGCAGUGGCUGGGGCAACUGAAGUUGGAGAAGAAAAUGAAGAAAACUCAGAGAUUGCCGGAAGCAAGGGAGUAAGAGCAACUGACUAUGAGUAUCUUCUGUCAAUGGCUAUUGGAACACUGACUCUGGAGAAGGUUCAGGAGCUCAUUGCUAAUAGGGAUCAGCUCGAAAGUCAAGUGGAUGAGUUGAAGAAGGCUACUCCAAAGUCUUUGUGGUUGAAGGAUCUUGAAGCACUUGAGAAGGAACUUGAUGAGCAAGACAAGAAUGAUUACCGGACAGAGGAGACAAGAAAGGAGUUUAAAAGACAAGUGAUGAAAGAAGCUGGUAUGAAAGUACCAAGACAUGCUCCGAAAAAUCCACGGAAGAACAAUACAAAGAAAUCCAGUAAUCUGGAGCUUAUUGCAGAAUCUGCUGCAGCAUCCUCCGAUAGUUCUGCAAUAGACACUGAGAAUGUUCCUGAGGUGGUGAAACCCAAAGGCAGAGCAGGAACAAGGAAAGCUCCUGCUAAAAAGCAAGUAAAGGUCAAGUCAGUUGAUAGUGAUGAGGAUGAUGAAGACAUUCUCGAACUAAAAGACCGACUGGCAGCAUAUAAUCUUGAAUCUUCACCGGAACUAUCAACAACAGCCAUGGAAACUGAAGCAACCCAAGUACCACCAGCAGGGGAGAAGAAAGAACCAGGCAAGAGGGGUGCCAGUAAAACCAAUGCAGCCACGAAGAAGCGGGGACAGGCGAACAAGCAAGCACAGACUCUGUUGAAUCAGAAGCUAAUAACUGAGGUUCUGAAGCCUGCUGAAAAUGCAGGGGUGUCACCUGAGAAGAAAGUGAGGAAGAUGAGAGCUUCCCCAUUCAACAAGAAGAGUGGUUCUGUGUCGGACAGGGUUGGAGGAACGAGCAGCAAUAUUGAGGAAUUGAAUUCUGAUUCUGAAAAUACCGAUGGGGAUAGUGAUGUUGAGGUUGAUGUUGUGCCGGCUCCAGCUAGGCCAAGACCGCAGAGGGCUAACCGAGGGCAGUCCAAGUAUGUGAUAAGUGAUUCAGAGAGCGAAGAGGAUCCUGCUGAUGAUUCUGAUUUUGAAGAGGAUGAAGAUUGAUAAAUUAUCCUCAAUUCUCAGGCCACCU
Telopea speciosissima is the source of this 4443-nucleotide messenger RNA. RefSeq names its product DNA topoisomerase 2. NCBI's taxonomy places the organism in Eukaryota, Viridiplantae, Streptophyta, Magnoliopsida, Proteales, Proteaceae. The record is from RefSeq and is a predicted model, not a curated record. Gene Ontology annotation, biological process: sister chromatid segregation; DNA topological change; resolution of meiotic recombination intermediates. The transcript has 19 exons. Bases 75 to 4415 code for a protein of 1446 amino acids. Gene Ontology annotation, cellular component: nucleus. Gene Ontology annotation, molecular function: ATP binding; DNA topoisomerase type II (double strand cut, ATP-hydrolyzing) activity; DNA binding.